This is a messenger RNA of Ochotona princeps (American pika), 1932 nucleotides long. RefSeq names its product zinc finger and SCAN domain containing 10 (gene ZSCAN10). Lineage: Eukaryota; Metazoa; Chordata; Mammalia; Lagomorpha; Ochotonidae. The transcript is spliced from 4 exons. The record is from RefSeq and is a predicted model, not a curated record.
GAGGCCCGAGGUGGCCCACCAGCUCUUCAGAUGCUUCCGGUACCAGGAGGACAUGGGGCCCCGUGCGUCCCUGGGCCGGCUGCGGGAGCUGUGCAGCCAGUGGCUGCGGCCAGCACUGCACACCAAGAAGCAGAUUCUGGAGCUGUUGGUGCUUGAGCAGUUCCUGAGCGUGUUGCCUCCCCACCUGCUUCAGCGCUUGCAGGGCCAGCCGCUCAGGGAUGGGGAGGAGGUAGUACUGCUGCUGGAGGGCGUCUCCGGGGAGGCCAGUCAUGCAGGACCGCUGCGUCCCAGGGACCCUCACUGUGGUUGGAGGAGAGUUCCAGAGACCAGGAGCUGGCAGCCGUGCUGGAGUGCCUGACCUUUGAGGAUGCCCGGGAGGAGGAGGCUGUCCCCGAGCACCCUCUGGGACUUAGAAGCACAAACCCAGCCCAGGACAAUUUAAAACAGGAAGAAGCCAGGGGAGCUUCCUGGCCCCCUGCCUCGGUAUCCGAGCCACAGGUUGACGGGUCUGGGCUGCCAGGAGAGCCUCCUGCGCAGACCCACGGAACGGACACCAAGGCCUGCGAUGCGGGGGUAGGGCAGGCCCUUUCCUGCAGCAAAGCAGGGACGGGAGAAGACCCCCAAGUGCAGCUCAUCUGCACAGAAUGCGGGACGACUUUCCGCCAGCUGUCACGGCUCAAGGUGCACCAGGGGCGCUGCCACCCGCACUUGCGCACCUUCCCGUGCCUGUGGUGUGGCAAGAGCUUCGGCAGAAGCUCCAUCCUCAAGCUGCACAUGCGCAUUCACACAGAUGAGCGGCCACACGCCUGCCACCUUUGCAAUCACCGCUUCCGCCAGAGUUCGCACCUGAGCAAGCACCUCUUGACGCACUCCUCGGAGCCUGCCUUCCUGUGCGCUGAGUGCGGCCAGGGCUUCCAGCGUCGCAGCAGUCUUGUGCAGCACCUAAAGGGGCACAGCCAGGACCAGAAACCCACGUGCAUUCCAGAGGCCCAGGCAGAGGCGCGCAAGGUGGCAGUCAUCUUGUGCUCCCACUGUGGCCAGACCUUCCAGCACCGCUCCAGCCUCAAGCGCCACCUGCGCAUCCACGCCAGGGACAAGGGUCACCAGCACUCCAAAUCCUCAGGCAGCCUCAGCCCAAGCCCCAAGAGAAGGCCCCAUGUGUGCGGUGACUGUGGCAAGGCUUUCCGGCGCAGCGAGCACCUGGUGACCCACCAGCGCCUUCAUACAGGGGAGCGCCCUUUCUCAUGCCAGGUGUGUGACCGCAGCUUCACCCAAAGUUCCCAGCUCAUCAGCCACCAGCGAGUACACACCGGCGAGAAGCCCCACAUCUGCUCUCAGUGUGGCAAAAGCUUCAUGAGGCGGGCUGGCCUUGCCCGCCACCUGCUGACCCACGGAGGCCUGCGGCCCCACCGUUGUGCCCAGUGUGGCAAGAGCUUCAGGCAGACGCAGGACUUGGCCCGUCACCUGCGCAGCCACACUGGGGAGAAGCCCUGCCGCUGUAGCCAGUGUGGUGAGGGCUUCAGCCAGAGCGCCCACCUGGCACGCCACCAGCGCAUCCACACUGGCGAGAAGCCCCAUGCUUGCGACACCUGUGGUCACCGCUUCCGCAACAGCUCCAAUCUGGCCCGCCACCGGCGCAGUCACACUGGCGAACGGCCCUAUAGCUGCCCAACGUGCGGCCGUAGCUUCCGACGCAACGCCCACCUGCAGCGGCACCUGGCUACACACACAGGGCAGGGGUCUGAGGCUGAGACCCCACAAGAGUGCCCAGAGUGUGGCAAGACCUUCAGCCGCAGCAGCAACCUGGUGCGCCAUCUGCUUUUGCACACAGGCACCAGGCCCUACCCCUGCUCUGAGUGUGGCCGCAGCUUUAGCCGCAACUCGCACCUGCUGCGCCACCUGCGCACCCACACCCAGGAGUUAUUGUACUAG